Molecule: messenger RNA, 1236 nt
Organism: Marasmius oreades (fairy-ring Marasmius)
Lineage: Eukaryota; Fungi; Basidiomycota; Agaricomycetes; Agaricales; Marasmiaceae
Exons: 5
Coding region: 1-1236 (411 amino acids)
Biological process (GO): mitotic telomere tethering at nuclear periphery; meiotic attachment of telomere to nuclear envelope
Cellular component (GO): nuclear membrane complex Bqt3-Bqt4
Molecular function (GO): DNA binding
Source: RefSeq, a predicted model, not a curated record
AUGACCAUCAUGCCUCAGGCCAAACGUCCACCGCUUCCCACUCGCCACGCCAACCAGUACAUUAAGAAUAUUCGGACCUUACCGCCAGUCAAGUAUCAAGUCCUUAACUGUCAAGGAAAUGAUAUCUUGGUCGGAAGGAUGAAGAUUGAUACCCCCACGUCCACCGGCCAUGCGUUCAUUCUUCGACGAUUUGACACCAAUGCCAUCAGUCUUACUACCAUGUUCCGUGCUGCCUUUCCCAAUGCCUCGGACCAGGAAGAAAAGGAUGAAGUGCAGUGGGUGAAAGAUGCCUACGAUCUCACUGGAAACAAUGGUUCAUCAAAGGACACGUCGAUCACGCGUCUGGCAGGUACAUGGGUGUCUCCUAGGGUGGCAUUGGAGCUUGGGAAGGCCUAUAUGUUGGGAGAUAUCAUUACCACUGUGGUUCAGGCUCAGCCAGAUCCCAGUAUCAACUAUAGAAGAAGCGGAAAGGGCCAGCUGACGCCAAAAGCUUCUACGAACGUCCUGGUAUCUACAGAAGUGGUUGAAACGGUUCAGCUUUCAACCAAGGCAAGUAAUGCAGCGGCGUCCUCGGCGUCCUCACCAGAACAGAAACCCACCAAACGACGGCGGGAGGCAUCCGCUGUCCCUGAGCCCUCUCCUCCGAAGAUCAAAACUUCUGUCAGUGUCGAAGAGAAAUCCCAACCCCGUCGAUCGACAAGAACGAGGAGUCCCCCGCCCAAAGUCCCUCCCUCUACGAGUAUGAUAGCAGUGGCCAAUAAAGUGGCCUCUGGCUCGCCGACGAAAACACCUUCAAAGCGUUCCACACGCAGGGCCGUGAAGCAGGAGGAGGCACCCGUCACGCCAGGAGGAUCCGAAGAAACCGCUUAUGAGGAAAGGGAAGACGAAACUCAAGCCGCUGACGAUAUCGCUGGUUCGCAGUUGCACGAGCAAGAUAUCGCCGAGCAGAAAGAUCUCAUUGCGGAUUUGAAGAGGAAGAGAGAGGAAGCGUUGAAGAACGAGGAUGCUGAGAUGGAUGAUUCCGAAACUUUGAAGAAUAAACGAGCGAGGGAAGAUGAAAACCAGAAGCUCCGAUUCGACUUCAAAGAGCCAGAAGUUGGGGAGCGGGCUAUUGCGACCAACAGACGUAUACUGGGACAGCUCUUAGAGGAGCCGAGGAGAAGAUCGUUGGCUUGGGGUGUGGCAGCAUUUGUAUUUGGCGCAGGUGCUGUAACGUUAUUACCCAACUUCCUAUAA